This is a messenger RNA of Papilio polytes (common Mormon), 879 nucleotides long. RefSeq names its product larval cuticle protein A2B-like (gene CPR130). Bases 246 to 776 code for a protein of 176 amino acids. Lineage: Eukaryota; Metazoa; Arthropoda; Insecta; Lepidoptera; Papilionidae. The transcript is spliced from 4 exons. The record is from RefSeq and is a predicted model, not a curated record. Gene Ontology annotation, cellular component: extracellular matrix.
UAUUCGAUGGUGAAAAUGUAAAAAUAAGCCCAUCUGUACCAAUUAAAUUUAUCGUGUUCAUUGAAGUAGUGCCAAAUAUUGAAAAUUAUUGUUUCAUAGUUUGUACGCAACAGAAUUGAAUAAGUUCGCAAUUGCACCCAUACUUUCAUGAAUAACGGUUGCUAUAAAGCCACAAUACCCUCGACUCCGACAACAGUCCUCUAGGGAAGCGCGUGCCAACACAAUAUCCAAAAAAAUUCAACGCGAUGGCUGCUUAUUUUAAGAUAUUUGCCGUAGUGGCUCUUGUCUCAAGUGUCUCAACAAACCAAGCGCCUGGUGGUUAUUCCUAUAACCGAUUCAGUGGUCCUGUUAGUGGGCAAAUAGUAGAAGUCGAAGUGCCUGCUGCAAAAAAUAUUGCAGCACAACAACACGCGAGUUACGGCUACGAUCAUAACGCCGGUCAAAUAGAUCCUGAAACGGCAAAGUACGCUCGCUUGAAAACUGUCGACUAUGUGGCGAAACCCGAUUAUCACUAUGCGUACGGCGUGGACGAUCCCCACACAGGCAAUCAACAGAACCACAAAGAACAGCGUGAAGGAGAUGUCGUCAAUGGAGAAUAUUCAUUAGUCGAACCGGACGGUUCUCUUCGUAUCGUCCGCUACACCGCUGAUCCUAAAAAUGGCUUCCAGGCAACGGUGCACAAGCAACCUGCAGCACAAGCUCAACAACAGCAGGUAGAACAGCCAGUUCACUACGGUCGUAGGAAUCAGGAAGAAGAUGACUCCAGAGAGUACUAGUUUUAAUUAUUUUGUAAGAAAGUCGUUUGUAAGCGUUUUAGUUUUGUACUGUUGAUUAUUUAUUUAUGAACUAUUUUUAAGUUUUGGAAAUAAAUAAGUUAAA